Corylus avellana is the source of this 996-nucleotide messenger RNA. RefSeq lists its product as uncharacterized. The record is from RefSeq and is a predicted model, not a curated record. NCBI's taxonomy places the organism in Eukaryota, Viridiplantae, Streptophyta, Magnoliopsida, Fagales, Betulaceae.
GCUCUCUUCAGUCUCUUGUGAAUUUCACGCACCAGAUCCCAUUCUCUCACCCCUUCCAUUCGGUUCCUCUCUCACACAAAAACCGCUCCUCUCUCAAAUUUCACACACACUCUCUUGCUCCCUCUUCGUCUUCACGUGGCUCGAUUCUUGGGCAUGGUUUUGAUUUCCUCUUGAAUGGCAAUGCAAGGAAUUGGCUUAAGCAAAAGACCCCAUUUGGUUCCUCAUGCUAAAAACGUAAGUCUCACCAGAUAUGAGAUAGCAAUCAACAAAAUUCGCAUUGUUUAGAGAAGAAAGGAAGAAGAGAAAGAAAAAUGGCACCAUCCAAGGGCAAGAAGGACAAAGCAAAGGCCAAACCCACAGAUUCAGCAAAGUCAUCACCCUCCGCACAACCUGACAAUUUCCCUUCCUGUAUUCGCUCCAUCCCUCCCUCCUCUGUCGCCAUCACCAUCCACGCCAAGCCGGGCGCCAAAUCCUCCUCCAUCACAGAUUUGAGUGACGAGGCCGUGGGGGUGCAAAUAGACGCGCCAGCGAAGGACGGAGAAGCUAACGCCGCACUUCUCGAUUUCAUGAGCUCGGUUUUUGGGGUGAAAAGAAGGCAAGUAUCGAUAGGUUCUGGUUCUAAAUCAAGAGACAAGGUUGUGAUUGUAGAGGAAGUAACUAUACAAACUGUUUUCAAUGCUUUGGACAAAGUUUCAAAAAGCUAGCGUUGGGGAAAUGAGAGAGGUGAUUGCUUCCAUGUAACGACAAACAUUUUUUCAUCUUCUACUGAAGAUGAACGAAGAAGAGAUCUAAGUAUGAAGAUUGAUGAAGACCUUCAAACAUAUCUAAGAGAGGAGAAACUACAGGAUGGGGCUGCGACAUAGAGAGCUAGAGAGAUGAAAAAUGAGGAGAAAGGUUAGGAAAAUAAAAGGAUAUAUGCUCACCCAAAAAGAUGUUUGAAAUAUAUUCAAAAGUCAGAUCGGGUCGGAAUCGGAAAUCCUACCCAUAUUCUGAUUU